Messenger RNA from Lagopus muta (rock ptarmigan), 5746 nucleotides. RefSeq names its product sarcosine dehydrogenase (gene SARDH). Gene Ontology annotation, cellular component: mitochondrion. The transcript has 22 exons. Gene Ontology annotation, molecular function: protein binding; oxidoreductase activity. Bases 2633 to 5374 code for a protein of 913 amino acids. The record is from RefSeq and is a predicted model, not a curated record. Lineage: Eukaryota; Metazoa; Chordata; Aves; Galliformes; Phasianidae.
GUUCACACCCCACCUAUAACUGCAUUGCUCAGCUGAUCCCAUCCUGCAGCCUCAGACCCAACGGGGCUCAGCCAGGGCAGCUCCCAGCAGCUGUUCCUCUGCAGCUGCCCCUCUCCCAUUGGGGUGGCUGAGAAGGGAGCGGGUGAUUUUUCACAGCUUCCAUUCAUUUCUUUGGAUCACGUUCCCAAAUCCCACCCGGCUCUACAUGCAGUGGCAUUUUCCAGAGCGAUGAAAUAAAAACCACAGCCUUGCUUACAAAUUGCCCCAGGUGUUUUUGGAGGAAGGGGAAGCUUCCACCCCAGGGAUGCUACUGUGAGCUGCCCUACUACUGAAUUAAUAACGUUUUUCCCUGCUCUUCUGGCUGGGGUUAGAAGGAUGCAGCUCAGCUGGGUGUCACCUUGGCUGAGCUGCAGACCCCUGCCUGGCACAAACCGUGUCCCUGUUGGUGCCAUUCAGUCUCAGGGAAGCUCUCCAGCACACACCACGUAUGAAAUGCUGUCAGCUCUGUGAUCUGAGCACUGUUCUGCCAGCAGAAACCCACAGCACAGCACUGGAGCAUGGAACAGGUGAGUGCCAAACUGCAUUCACGCCACCUCCUUGCUGGGGACACCCCUGGCAGCACUUGGUGACGUGCAGCCCUGCAGCGUGGUGGAAGUGGGUUCCCAGCAGAUCCAUGUGGCUUCAUGUGACUCCCCCAGAGUGUGCACAGAUAAAGGAGGCAUUAUUCACCGUGCCAGGCCUGUGCCAUGUGCUGUAACCAGACCAGGAGCAGCCUUCCCCAAGGCAUUAACAGGAGCAUCUAUCUCCAGCGCCCAGCUGGCUCCAGCCCUGUGCCCCGGGAGGGGGAAGGCUGCCCCAGACACAAGUUCUAUUUUAUCAUCUUUUUUUCUUUUUGCAGCUGCUGACAUAAUCUCUCACAUUAGUUGGACUGGCCAGGGUGCUGCUCUGAGCAAACACAGCACCGGGACUGGCUGCAUUUACUGGCUGCCCUCUGCAAACAACUCUGUGCCCGGAGCACUGCUGGCCAGCUCUGAGCACGGCCCAUCGCUUGGUGGCCUGUGGCCGGCCAGCACAUGGCCACCUCCCUCUGCCACCCCACAGCAGGCUGCCCUGAGAGCCACGCAUGGUAGCAAUCCUGAGAACAAGGGCCUCGACAGCUCUGCAAACGGGGAAACUGAGGCAGGGGGGCGCCGAGGCCAGAACACAGAUAAUCUCCAGGCAGUACCAGAUCCCACUCCACUCAAGUGGAGUCAUGCAGUGGUGGUGCUUUCCAGGAUCAAACUCAGGUUGCAGUGCAGGGCAGAGCAGGCUCAGUGCAUGCCUGUGCAGGCUCGGCGGGGUGAUGGCACGUGUUUCCAGCCUCGUGCAGGCUGUGUGAUCAGCUGCAGUUCUGCAGCACGCUUGGCUGGUUCAUUUGUGUGUUCGCUGUGGUGUUUUGUACGACCUAGAAAACUCCAGCUGGCGCAUGCAAGCCAGCAUGCCCCUUUAUUUUGUAAUAUUUUGUAAGGGGAAGGAUUGAGCUGGUUAAGUUCCCUUUGCAUGAUGCUGACCAUCAGAAACACACACCUCCCUCAUUCUGACUCUGCAGCUCCGUUGGAACCCGAUGUUCAGAGGAACCAUAGUACAGCAGAGCUCUGCACAUCCCUGCAGGACAUGGAUUGUGCUCGGGGUGUCCUCUCACCCAAAGGUCAUGUUUGUAAUUUGCAUGCACUGAUGAAAUGGCUCUGGCCCACCAGACAGCAACACCCCGCCGCGAGCAGUUCUGACUUGCUUACAUCUCUGGUUAUUUGGAGUGGUUGACGGAGGAAUUUGGGCUCUCUCUUUAAAACAAACUCUUUUUGUCUUUCAGAAAAAGGAGAGAAAUGCCUGAGAUGGACCAAUUCUGAACAACUGAGCCCCUCUGCUUCUGUUCAGGCUCUUUUCAGAGUGGGGUGAUUUGGAUGCAGGCCCAUCCUGCGUUCUAUCCAACGCAUAAACGGGGGCUCCCAGGAGCGGUGAUGCUGAACAUGCAGAACCCCUUAACCCACAGCCCAGGCAGCAGAAUCCAAACCUCUAAAGCACUGCACCUCCUGCCCAGACAGGCCCUCAUUACAGGGUCCUCCUGAGCAGGAGGAGCACAAAACCUUUGUGCUGAGAGAACUAAAUUAAACCUUAAAUUAAACCUUUUCGUACAGCUUCUAAAUGUUUGUUUUGUUGGUUUUUUUUUGUUGGUUUUUUUUUGCUGUUCACACCUUUGCUUUGAACUCACAGGUCUGCCUCAGGAACUUUGUAAAUCCCUUUAAACCCAGCUCUUCCAAUGCAACUGCUGGGAACUGGGGCGGGAGGGGCAGAUGUUGAAGAGCUCUGUUUGCUCCCUGGCAGCCGGUGAGCCCUGCUGGCUGUGAGCCCCCCCAGCCGUGCUGUCUGGAGCCAAUCUGAGAAGAAAAGUCAGAAUUCCGUUCCGUUUUGCAUUUCUCCAUUCUUCCCGACCGGCGGAGCGACAGAAAAGGACGGGGCCGGAGGACGGCGGUGCGGAAGAGGAGGAGGAGGAGGAGGAGAGCAUCGGAGGAAGGCAGACGUCCCACGGCCAUCACGAGCGUUGCUGUGACCAGCUGGCACCCCUGCUCACCAUCUGGGAUCUCUGCAGGUUGACAUGUCCUACAUAAGCUGUGCCCUGCGGGUGGCUGCCCCCCGUCGCCUGCCAGCCCCCUGGAGAAGCCCCCGACCCUACAGCAGCACAACAGGACCCACAGCUGAGAAGAGCGUUCCUUACCAGAAGACACUGAAAGAAGAAAGCAAUGGGAGCACGGGGCCCAGCCGACCACCCCCAGCCUCAGCCGAGGUGGUGGUGGUCGGGGGGGGCAGCCUGGGCUGUCAGACCACCUAUCACCUGGCCAAACUGGGCAUCACCAACGUCGUCCUGCUGGAGAGGGACCGCCUGACAGCGGGCACCACCUGGCACACGGCUGGUUUGCUGUGGCAGCUCCGUCCCAGCGACGUGGAGGUGGAGCUGCUGGCGCACACGAGGGAUGUGGUGAGCCGCGAUCUGCCGGCCGAGACGGGGCUGCACACGGGCUGGGUGCAGAACGGGGGGCUCUUCAUCGCCUCCAACAAGCAGCGCCUCGAUGAGUACAAGCGGCUCAUGUCGCUGGGGAAGGUGUAUGGCAUAGAGUCACACGUCCUGACCCCGGCACAGACCAAGGAGCUGUACCCACUGAUGAAUGUGGACGACCUGUAUGGCACUCUGUACGUCCCCAAGGAUGGCACCAUGGAUCCUGCUGGCACCUGCUCCACCCUUGCCAGAGCAGCAACAGCCAGAGGUGCUACGAUCAUAGAGAACUGCCCCGUCACCGGCAUCCAGGUCAGAACGGAUGACUUUGGGGUGAAGAGGGUGCAUGCAGUGGAGACAGCCCAUGGGACCAUCCAGACUCCUUGUGUAGUCAACUGUGCAGGGGUGUGGGCACGUGCCCUGGGCCGGAUGGCAGGCGUGCACGUGCCACUGGUGGCAAUGCAUCACGCCUAUGUGGUGACCGAACGCAUUGAGGGUAUCCAGAACAUGCCGAAUGUUCGGGAUCACGAUGCCUCGGUGUAUCUCCGUCUCCAAGGCGAUGCCCUUUCUGUGGGUGGCUAUGAGUCAAACCCCAUCUUCUGGGAGGAGGUGUCAGAGAAAUUUGCCUUCAGCCUCUUUGACUUGGACUGGGAUGUUUUUAUGCAGCACAUCCAGGGUGCCAUCAACAGAGUGCCGGUGCUGGAAAGGACAGGCAUCAAAUCCACUGUCUGUGGGCCAGAGUCGUUCACAGCUGACCACAAACCUCUCAUGGGGGAGGCUCCAGAAGUCCGAGGUUUCUUCCUCGGCUGCGGCUUCAACAGCGCCGGGAUGAUGUUGGGAGGAGGCUGCGGGAAGGAGCUGGCCCAUUGGAUCAUCCACGGCCGGCCGGAGAAGGAUAUGUACGGCUACGACAUCAGGAGGUUCCACCAUUCCCUCACCGACAACAACUGCUGGAUCCGGGAGCGGAGCCACGAGUCCUACGCCAAAAACUACUCGGUUGUCUUCCCCCACGAUGAGCCGCUGGCAGGGCGCAACAUGAGGAAGGACCCUCUGCACGAGGAGCUGCUCCAGCAGGGCUGUGUGUUCCAGGAGAGGCAUGGCUGGGAGCGGCCAGGUUGGUUCAGCCCAGGAGGAGCAGCUCCGGUUCUGGAUUAUGACUAUUAUGGUGCUUACAGCCGGGAGCAGCACAGGGAAUACACCUACAACCAGCUGCUGGCAGAUGAAUACACCUUUGACUUUCCACCACAUCACAGCACUAUCAAGAAGGAAUGCCUGACGUGCAGAAAUGCCCUGGCUCUCUUCGACAUGUCUUAUUUUGGGAAGUUCUACCUGGUUGGCCCCGAAGCCACCAAAGCAGCCAACUGGCUGUUCAGUGCUGACGUGAGCAAAGCGCCAGGCAGCACCGUGUACACCUGCAUGCUGAACAAACGUGGAGGGGUGGAAAGCGACCUGACUGUCAGCAGGAUCAGCCCUGGUGACCCCAGCUCCCCGCUGGCCCCUGCCUUCCAAGGAGAUGGUUACUACCUGGCCAUCGGUGGGGCCGUGGCUCAGCACAACUGGUCACACAUCACCACAGUGCUUCAGGACAUGAAGCUGCAGUGCAAACUCAUUGACUGCUCGGAGGAGCUGGGCAUGAUGAGCCUGCAGGGUCCACUGAGCCGCACUGUGCUGCAAGAGCUGCUGGACACCGACCUCAGCAAUGAGGCCUUCCCCUUCUCCACCCAUAGGCUUGUGAAAGCUGCAGGAUGCACGGUGCGUGCCAUGAGGCUGUCCUUCGUCGGUGAGCUGGGCUGGGAGCUGCACGUGCCCCGGGAGAACUGUGUCAGGGUGUACCGGGCAGUGAUGGAGGUGGGCGCCCGGCAUGGCAUCACCAAUGCUGGCUACAGAGCCAUCGACAGCCUCAGCAUCGAGAAAGGAUACAGACAUUGGCACGCAGACCUCCGCUCUGAUGAUACACCACUGGAAGCAGGCUUGGCAUUCACCUGCAAGCUCAAGUCCAGCAUUCCCUUCCUGGGACGGGAGGCUGUGGAAGCCCAAAAAGCUGCAGGCAUCUUCCGCCGCCUUGUCUGCUUCACCACGGAUGAGAAGGUGCCGAUGUUUGGCCUUGAGGCCAUCUGGAGGGAUGGUGAGGUGGUGGGCCACAUCCGCCGGGCAGAUUUUGGCUUUGCCAUUGACAAAACCAUCGCCUACGGUUACAUCCGUGAUCCUGCGGGGGGACCCGUCUCACUGGAUUUUGUGAGGAGUGGCAGCUAUGAGCUGGAGAGGAUGGGAGUGCGUUACCCUGCCCAGGCACACACCAAGUCCCCGUUUGACCCAGACAACAAGAGAGUGAAGGGCAUCUACUGAGAGCCUGCAAUGGGGAGAAGAGAAUGCUGCUGGCCCCAUUUCCUGCCUGGCAGUCUGACGUGAACUCACUGAAUAAAUUUGGGUCAGAUUAGAAGAGAAGAAGAGGAAAAGAUUCCAAAAAGUCCAAGAAUUUUGUUCCUGGAUUUUCUAAAUGAAGCAAUACCACUACAGCAAUAAUUCUUUCCCGUGGGUUAAUCGACCUGAAAACAGUGUUUUGCUUGACUGCAAAUGAAAUGGUUUCAAUUUUUGACUUUGCUGGAAACCCUUUUCCCCCUAAACAUAGUUUCACGCUGCUUGGAAAUGAAUGUUUUAAACUAAAUGUUUGUCAUUAAUACAGCCAUCACCUCCAAACCUGCCGUCCCACUGGCCUCU